UAUCCGAAUGUUGACUCAUCCCUUCAGUCUUCUCUAAAAAUCCGGAGUGGGAAAACGAGAAGAGCAAUAAUCGGAACUCUUUCUCCUCUCUACAAUCUAAGGUCGCUGGUAACAUUUAUCUAAAGAGCAAUGGCUGUUUCUGUCAAGUCCAUGUCUCUCAUUGUCGCAACUUUUGGUGUGAUAUCCUUUAUAUUUGGAGUCGUAGCUGAAAACAAGAAGCCUGCAGCUGGAACUCCCAUCCCUGGCAAGGGCCUUGUUAUCUGUAAAUAUCCGGGCGAUCCAACUGUGGCGUUGGGAUAUCUUUCGGUUCUGUUUCUUCUUGCUUCGUCGAUUGCAGGAUACUUUUCCUUGUUCUAUCCUUACCAAGGAAAAUCUGUUCCUCGAGGUGCCAUAUUUAGGAGCAGCAGUUUCUCUAUUUUCUUCAACGUUGCUGUGUUCACAACUGGUUUAGCUAUAACAUUGCUCGUAUGGCCCACGGUCACAGAGCAACUUCACUUGAUGCGCAACGUUCAUCACAAUCUCGAGACGGAGUGCCCGACCGCUAAGACCGGUCUUCUAGGUGGUGGUGCUUUCUUGUCCCUGGAUUCGUCCCUCUUCUGGUUGGUUGCCUUGAUGCUGGCUGGGAAUGCUCGAGAGGACUACUUCGAAGAAAUCGAGGAAAAGGGAAGCAACGGUGAAGCUCUUAAGAGCAGCGCAUGAAGGCUCUUUAUUUACGUUUAGUGACAAUAAAAAUUUGGUUUCUCUUUACUAUUGGAUUUACUUGUAGAUAUGGAAUUGGACUGGAUAGUCUUUGUGGUAUCGUCUCAAGCAUCAAUUGUUAUAUAACCAAAUUUCUAUUUUAUAGGAUAUCUAUAUAUAUAAAGUAUAAAGGUUUCUCCCUCCCUCUAAAA
Molecule: messenger RNA, 890 nt
Organism: Momordica charantia (bitter melon)
Lineage: Eukaryota; Viridiplantae; Streptophyta; Magnoliopsida; Cucurbitales; Cucurbitaceae
Source: RefSeq, a predicted model, not a curated record